Molecule: messenger RNA, 504 nt
Organism: Aspergillus puulaauensis
Lineage: Eukaryota; Fungi; Ascomycota; Eurotiomycetes; Eurotiales; Aspergillaceae
Product: cytochrome b5-like heme/steroid binding domain-containing protein
Exons: 4
Coding region: 1-504 (167 amino acids)
Cellular component (GO): membrane; endomembrane system
Source: RefSeq, a predicted model, not a curated record
AUGUCUGCAGACGGAACAGCUCCGCAAGCAGAGGUGCUCUCAAUCGCCUCCCCUAUUAACCUCCUCCUCGUCUCUGUCUUCACAUUCAUCGUCUACCUACAAUUCCGCCCCAAACAACCCGCCGUCCUCCCCAAGGCCCCUCCACCCGUCGUCUUCCGCACCUUCAUCCCGAAGACCCUCCUCGAGUUUAACGGCGAAAACGACAAGCCUGUGUACCUUGCUGUCCGCGGCCGCGUGUUUGAUGUUUCCCCCGGAAGGAACUUCUACGGACCGGGCGGACCCUACGAGAACUUCGCCGGCCGGGAUGCUUCCCGUGGUCUCGCCUUCCAGAGCUUCGAUCGGGAGAUGUUAACGGAGGAUCUAUCGGCCCCGCUGGAUGAUUUGAAGGAUCUGGACGCGGACCAGUUGGAGAACCUGCAAAGUUGGGAGGAGAGGUUCUCGGAGAAGUAUCUUAUUGUUGGGAAACUGGUUGCUGAGGGAGAUUCCGAGGCGCCGAAGUCAUAA